GUAAGAGACAGAAAUAGCUGUUUGUAGAAGAGGAACGUGGCAGCUGAAGAGAAAACAGGAGCAGAAAAAUAGUGAUAGUCUGGUUUCUUUGUAUUACAGUUGUCCCCCUCAAACUCCCGGCCCCCUUUCUCAUUCAUUAUUGUCAUAAUUGCCGGAGUCACCAAAUCACCAAUGACUUAUUAAAUGUUCCUAGACGUCUAAAGUUUGGAAAUUGACAUUGCUGUCAAAAUCAUAAAUAAACCAACAUUAAAAGAACAGCAAAAGUGAAGGAGAAUCACUGUUUAAACAAAAAGAUAUAUGGAAAUGGCCAGUGUGCUUUGUAACAGAUCUAGACUCGUGACGUACCUGCCAGGAUUGUAUUCUUUGGUUAGAAGGGUUGUAAUUCCAAAGGCUUUUUCCACAGCAGGAUCCUCUGGCUCAGAUGAGCCUUCUGUUGCUGCUACACCUCCCGAUUUAUGUCCAAGAACUGUGUGGCCAGAUGAAGUGAUGGGACCUUUUGGUCCUCAGGAUCAGAGGUUUCAGCUACCUGGUAAUAUAGGCUUUGACUGUCACGUCAAUGGUACAGCAUUUCAGCAGACAAGACAGGUUCAUAAAAAACUGCCUGACAUAUUAGCGGAGCCCAUGGCAGGGGAAAGGCAUGAAUUUGUGAUGGCUCAAUAUAUCAGUGAAUUCAAGAGCAAUGAUGCUGCCCAAAAACAACAUGAAGUUAAUAAUGCCAAGAAGUACUUUGAAACAGCAAAGGUAGAAUGUGCAGUACAGACAUGCCCAGAACUGUUACGCAGAGAUUUCGAGUCACUAUUUCCAGAUGUAGCUUGCAAUAAUAUGACAGUGUUAACAGUAACGCAGAAAACAAUAAAUGAUAUGACUGCAUGGAGUGAGGAGGUAGAAAAUGAGCGAGAAGUUCUGAUAGAAAAUUUUAUCAAUGGUGCCAAGGAAAUCUGCUGUGCUUUAAGUGCUGAAGGUUAUUGGGUAGAUUUCAUUGACCCAACAUCAGGACUGCCAUUUUUUGGCCCUUACACAAACAACACCCUUUUUGAAACUGAUGAACGCUAUCGCCAUUUAGGAUUCUCUGUGGAAGACCUUGGCUGCUGUAAAGUAAUUCGUCAUAAUCUCUGGGGGACACAUGUGGUGGUAGGAAGCAUUUUCACCAAUGCUCCAGCUGAUAGCCCUAUAAUGAAGAAACUGUGUGGCAAUUGAGUGCAUGUUCUUCUUACCUGAGUUGGUUAAUAAAAAAUGUUGAGAUGUAUCAGGUGCUAAGUUACACUGAUUUAUUGAUGACAAAAUAUAUUUUAUUUAUUUUAGGCAGGAUAUACAAAGGUAGUGUGUAUAUAUGAUUAUGAGGUAAUACACUGUUUUAUUGUAUAUACAAACUAUGUAAUAGUUAAAACUAAUUCUCACUAUCUCAGAUAGUAAAUAAAAUGAACACCCACAUCUUACAUUGGAAUACAAAUAUUUUACAUUUUAAUAAUUCCAUCAGUGUUUUUUCCCUGAUGAAGAAUAAUUUAAUUUGCAAAGGAGUUUAUAAAUUUCAACUACAGCCAUUUGAUAAAGAUGACAAAUGUGUUGCAAAUUGAACAGUGUUGGGUAUUGAAUGAAAUUAUUUGUAGGUAGGGAUACAACUUGUACCACUGGCUCUCAUUAAAAAAAUGUAAUAUU
Molecule: messenger RNA, 1656 nt
Organism: Pogona vitticeps (central bearded dragon)
Lineage: Eukaryota; Metazoa; Chordata; Lepidosauria; Squamata; Agamidae
Source: RefSeq, a predicted model, not a curated record